Messenger RNA from Spirodela intermedia, 1904 nucleotides. The record is from the annotation of a GenBank genome assembly. NCBI's taxonomy places the organism in Eukaryota, Viridiplantae, Streptophyta, Magnoliopsida, Alismatales, Araceae.
AUGGCAAGGGGAGCUCAAGGCCCGGCCUCUCCUCUCCUUCUCCUGCUCUACGACCACCGCCGCCGCCGCCGCUCCUCCCGAUUCGUCCACUCUUCGGCCUCCCCUCCGCCUCUGACGCUGCUGCGGCCACCCACUGCAGAAGGGAGGAUUUCACUCUACCACCCUCGCCUUCGCCCCCUCCUCUCCUGCCGGACCUUGAGGCAGCUCCUCCAGGCUCACGCCCACCUCAUCACCUGCGGACUUUUCUCCCGCGAUUCGUUCGCCGCCAGCCGUGUCCUAAAAGUCGCCGCCGACCUCGGCUGCCUCGAGCACGCGACCCUCGUCUUCCGCCACAUCCGCCCGGCCCCAGACGCCUUCUGCUCCAACACUCUGCUCAAGGCGAAGUCCAGGUCCCCCGCCCCCCUGCAGGCCGUCGCUUUUUACUUCGAGUUCGUGGGGGAAGGAUUCGCCCACAACAGCUUCGCCUUCCCACCUCUCCUGAACGCGUGCGCGAGGAUUCAGUCCCUCGGCGACGGCGAGAAGUGUCACGGCCAGGCGAUGAAGAAUGGGGUCGACGGCGUCGUCCACGUUCAGAACGCCCUGAUCAACAUGUACGCGAGCUGCGGCGCGGUGAACCGUGCCCGCUUCCUGUUCGAUGGGAUGACCCUCAAGGACUUGGUCUCCUGGAAUUCAAUGGUGGACGGGUACGUGAAGUGUGGGGACCUGCCCAGUGCGCGCAGCUUGUUCGAUCACAUGCCCGAGAGGAACGUCAUCUCAUGGAACAUUAUGAUCUCUGGGUGUUUGAAGGGCAGAACGCCAGAACGCGGAUUGGAGCUGUUCAGCGAGAUGGUUAAGGCCGGGCUGAGAGGGACGACGACGACGAUGGUGAGUGUGAUCACGGCGUGUGCUCGGCUAGGUAGGCUCAAGGAAGGCCGGUCGAUUCAUGGGUUCUGCAUUAGGAACUUUGUAGAGCUGAACCUCAUACUUGAGACUGCUCUGGUUGACAUGUACAGUAAAUGCUUGAAGCUGGGCUCUGCAAGAUCAGUAUUCGAUGGGAUCCAGUCGAAGAAUUUGAUAUCCUGGAAUGCGAUGAUCUUGGGGCAUUGCAUCCAUGGACGCCCAGAAGAUGGGCUCUCAUUGUUUGAAGACAUGGUGACGAGAGGUGCGGUUCUCCUCGGUUGAUGUCUCCUAGUUGCUUGCUUGCGCCACCUUGCUCCUGAUUUAAUUAACUUUGAUCUAAAGUUUGAAUCCCUCUCCAUUUUUAUUUUUAUUUUUUUUAUGAAGGUUCUAAACAGGAGGAAGAGACUGAUCGGCACCAUGAGCGGGCAGAAGAUGCAGGAAUUUCACCGGACGAAGUGACCUUUGUUGGCAUCCUAUGUGCUUGUUCUCGUGCUGGCAUGUUGACCGAGGGGAAGAGGUACUUCGACAAGAUGGUGGAGACUUACAGCAUCACGCCCUCUUUCGCUCACUACUGGUGCAUGGCCAAUCUCUAUGCUGGUCUUGGGCUCGUCGAAGAAGCGGAGGAACUCUUGAGAACCAUGCCAGAGGAGACAGAGUGUUUGGUGUGGGGAAGCAUGCUCUGGCUGUGUCGCUUCCACCAAGACAUUGGGCCGGGCGAGGAGAUAGCGCGACGACUGAUCGAGCUGGAGCCCUUCAACAGCUCUCGAUACGCCCUGCUGUGGAAUGUGUACGUUGCAGCAGGUCGGUGGGAAGACGCAGGGAAGGUGAUGGAGAUGAUGAAGCACCGAGGGCUGACUGCCAUCCCCGGUCGAAGUCUUUCAGACCUGAACGAGAUUGUCCACAACUUUAAGGUAGGAGACGGGUCGAGGGCGGAGAUGGAAGGCAUCCGUUUGCUGAUGGGUGAAUUGGCAGCAAGGUUCAGACUGCAGACUGAAGGAAUGGCGGAUUCAGUGGAAGGUGGGUAG